Saimiri boliviensis boliviensis (Bolivian squirrel monkey) is the source of this 2170-nucleotide messenger RNA. RefSeq names its product transmembrane protein 185B (gene TMEM185B). The record is from RefSeq and is a predicted model, not a curated record. Lineage: Eukaryota; Metazoa; Chordata; Mammalia; Primates; Cebidae.
GGGGAGGAUGUGAGCUCACUCCCGCCUCCAUGUUCCCGGAGUCGCCUGGAAGCGUCUGUCCGAGGUUGCGGACCGCCUGGGGAGUCCGCAGCGCGCCAGGCCCUUCCGGGCGCCGCACACAGUAGGUGCCAGCCUCAUGAGUUCGGAAUGAAGGCGGGCAGCAGCGAGAUCGACACAGAGCCCCGCCGGUAGCCGCCGGCGCCGCCCGGGCCCGCGCACGCCACACCGUAGCGCGCUUCCGGCCGGGCCACGUGACCGCGCGCGCACGUGUUCCGGCCUCCGCGUCGCCGCUGCGAGCCUCCUCCUGGUUGCCCCGGCAUUGGUCCGCCUGGAGCCGGCGUGGGCCGGGCCCUGGAGGCGGUGGCCCGGGGAGCGGCUGAGACGCGGGCGCCGAGCGUCACGGGGGAGCAGGCCUGGGCCAGUGGGCGGCAGCCUCCGACAUGAACCCCAGGGGCCUGUUCCAGGACUUCAACCCCAGUAAGUUCCUCAUCUACUCCUGCCUGCUGCUCUUCUCAGUGCUGCUGCCCCUCCGCCUGGACGGCAUCAUCCAGUGGAGCUACUGGGCCGUCUUCACCCCCAUAUGGCUGUGGAAGCUUCUGGUCAUCGCGGGCGCCUCAGUGGGUGCGGGCGUUUGGGCCCGCAACCCUCGCUACCGCACCGAGGGGGAGGCCUGCGUGGAGUUCAAAGCCAUGCUGAUUGCUGUGGGCAUCCACCUGCUCCUGCUCAUGUUCGAAGUCCUGGUCUGCGACAGGGUGGAGAGGGGCACCCACUUCUGGCUGCUGGUCUUCAUGCCUCUCUUCUUCGUGUCCCCAGUGUCCGUGGCUGCCUGUGUCUGGGGCUUUCGCCACGACAGAUCGCUGGAGCUGGAGAUCCUGUGCUCUGUCAACAUCCUGCAGUUCAUCUUCAUCGCCCUAAGGCUGGACAGGAUUAUUCACUGGCCGUGGCUGGUGGUGUUUGUGCCUCUGUGGAUUCUCAUGUCGUUCCUUUGCCUGGUCGUCCUCUAUUACAUCGUCUGGUCCCUUCUGUUCCUGCGGUCCCUGGAUGUGGUUGCCGAGCAGCGAAGAACACACGUGACCAUGGCCAUCAGCUGGAUAACGAUUGUCGUGCCCCUGCUCACUUUUGAGGUCCUGCUGGUUCACAGAUUGGAUGGCCACAAUACAUUCUCCUUCAUCUCCAUAUUUGUCCCCCUUUGGCUUUCCUUGCUAACUUUAAUGGCCACAACAUUUAGACGAAAGGGUGGCAAUCAUUGGUGGUUUGGCAUUCGCAGAGACUUCUGUCAGUUUCUCCUUGAAAUUUUCCCAUUUUUAAGAGAAUAUGGAAACAUUUCAUAUGAUCUCCAUCACGAAGAUAGUGAAGAUGCUGAAGAAACAUCCGUUCCAGAAGCUCCGAAAAUUGCUCCAAUAUUUGGAAAGAAGGCCAGGGUAGUUAUAACCCAGAGCCCUGGGAAAUACGUUCCCCCACCUCCCAAGUUAAAUAUUGAUAUGCCAGAUUAAGCUCCCAGAGAGGACCCAAGCACACAUAGACUCCACCUUGCCUUUGCCUCUUGUUCAUUCAUCCCAAACCUGGAAAUGGAAGCAGGCUCCAGACAGUGUCGUCUCACGCCCUGUUUGAAGUCGCUGCCUCAUCAGUAUGCAUCAUAGAUGGAGUUAUUUCCAUAUAUGGGUGUAUGUGGUGUGUACCUGGGUAAGAGAACUUGGCUUUCCAGGUUUGCACUCUCAGAUGUAGCUGGGGCAGUAAGCUGAAUUGUUUUAGUAGGUCCUUAAAAGGAGUAACUACACAGCUGUUUGUUUGUUUUUUUUUUUUUAAGUGCUACUGUACCUAUCAAAAAUAUUGUUUAAAAAGUAUUUUUGUACACUGCUAAUCUAAAAUUGUAUUUCAGAUUGUGCCUGUUAUGACAUAAUAGCAAAUGUAAAGAAUUCUCUUUCCCACCACUUGUUUAUAAACCUCAUAGUCGUUAUUUUUAGUGUUCCUACUGUUAAAAUACUUUCUCCUUGGGCUUUGCUGAUACUGGUCUUUGAUAUUCUGAUAGAUGAUUUUUUUUCUAUUGGAAUGAAUCCAUGCAUAUGUAGUAUUUAUAUGAACAUUUUAGCAGUGUAAUAUGUUGAAUUCUAGUUCUCUGCAGUACAAUGUAUUAUGUUAAAGUAUAUUUUAAAGCUUACAUGUGAAGAUA